Molecule: messenger RNA, 2930 nt
Organism: Columba livia (rock pigeon)
Lineage: Eukaryota; Metazoa; Chordata; Aves; Columbiformes; Columbidae
Gene: JPT2
Product: Jupiter microtubule associated homolog 2
Exons: 5
Coding region: 200-766 (188 amino acids)
Cellular component (GO): nucleus
Source: RefSeq, a predicted model, not a curated record
AAGCCUCCCUCUGCGAGGCUCACGGGACAGGCGGGAUGUGCAGAGGGCGGGCUGCAUGCGAUAGGCUGCUAGGCAUGAUGGGCAGGUGGGUCAACCAACGGUAGGGCAGGGCGGGCCGGCCGGCGCUACCUGCGGUCCAGAGAGCCGAGGAGGAGCCGUUGUGCGCGGGGCUGUGUAGCUCAGCCCGUCGUCUGCCACCAUGUUCCAGGGCCCCGAGGCCGACUCGGCCAAACCCAGCUCCAGGGUAUUGAAGCCCCCAGGAGGAGGUUCUAGUAAUCUCUUUGGGAGUACAGAAGAAGUUUCUUCUUCAAGCAGGCCGCACCGGAUGGCAUCCAAUAUCUUUGGAGCAUCAGAAGAACCUCAAAACAUUCCAAAAAGAACAAACCCUCCAGGGGGAAAAGAAAGUGGUAUUUUUGAGGAUUCUAGUUCUGCUCAGCCUCGUCCACGCAUGAAUCCACCUGGUGGGAAGACAAGUGAUAUCUUUGGGUCUCCUGUACCUACCAGUGUUGUGCGAGCACACCCAAACAAGCCAAAGGAUCACAUUGUCUUGAAAGAGGAUGAAACACCAAAGAAGCUGGAAGCUACAGAAAAUAUCAAACCACAGCUGGAAGACGGAGGCGAGAAAAAAGAUCUGGGCAAAGAAGAGCGAUGCAAGGAGCCAGAACCCAAGAUAGACAAUCAUGAGCCCCGAUUAGGGCCAAGGCCACGCUCACACAACAAAGUUCUCAAUCCACCAGGGGGUAAAUCCAGUAUUGCAUUCUAUUAGGGUCAUCUGUUCCCUUUCGCUAAUGGAGUCUGCACAGAAACUCUUGGCUGUGGUUGCAAGGUCAGUUUAUAGACUAUUGUUUGUGGAUAGAUUCUUAGGCAGGUGGAUGAGUGUUAUGCUAAAGUGUGUAGGAAGGAUAACCUGAUCAUUUGGGGAGGGAGGGCUGGGGAGGGAAAAGGUGCCCCUUGGGAGAUGCAAGUAUUGGGCUGCCUGGGUGGGUGGCAGAGGGGGACAUCGGUGUAACUUUGUGAGAGAUCAGUGCUACUUUGUGGUGAGUUCGUCAGACUGUUAGGUUCUUGGCUAGCUAGUGGCUCAGGACACUCUUGUGGAGGCAGGCUUAUCCAUACAGUCAACAUGUAAAAACUCUGAGAGGGUAUGGACCUAGAGGGCAGCGCUAAAGGAUUUGGAAGGCAGCACAGCCCGUAGGCUGUGCUCUCCUCUAGGCAACAGGAUGCAGCUUCACAGUGAGUUGACUUGCAGUCACUUGGAUGUAAAUACGUUCCACUGGAACAAGUAGUGCUGCCAUGGUGCUGAGUGCAUUCAGUCUUUGGUUCUCUUUUUCUCCUUGCUUGCUUUGCAGCACAUGACUGCUGAUACAAGGACAAAUCAUGCUGAAAGUUUCUUUUAUACUCAUAAAGCAUCACAUGCUAAUAAUAUUGUGGUCUCCCCCUCCUCAGAGUAUUCAGGCCUUUCUGAUGCCUUCAGUAAUCUAUGACAAGUAAUAAUAUCAGUCCAACAUCCUGUUUACUGUAGGUGCUUCUAGAAGACUUUCAUUUCAGGUAUCCUGGCUGAGUGCUUGCACACUUUCUGGUAAAGUUGUGGGUGCAAACAGUAGCUUUAUGGUACUCUUUGAACAGAAGCAACUUAAAGUGUACAAUUACCAUGGAGAAUAUACUGAGGUGCCCAACCCAACCUAUACAGAAAUGCCUUAGCCUCUGCACAGGUUUUCACUUUGUACCCUGUGGAAACCACAGCGCAUUGUUUUGUUUGUCUGUGCUGACUCUGUUAGUGAAUUCCUUUGUCUUUGGUCAGCCUUACAUUUGCCUUUGAUUGCGUCAAAUUUUUGUUGAUAAGGUUGGGAGAACUAUGUGGAUUCUUCCCAAACCACAGCUGUAGUUGUUUUGAGACACGCUGUAGACUAUCCUAGUUGGAGAAUCAAAGACUUCAGCAAUACAAACCUUUUAGUUGUGCUGGCUAUCUUAAAUCAUGUUUGGAAGAUGUGCAUGUUUUGCACAAACAUUUGUUCUCUGAAUGAAUUUUCUGAUCAUAUCCAGAGCUUUGAUAUAUGAAUGUGUUAACAUGAGGUGCUUACAGUUCAAUGUAUUUAGUAGCGACUUUUUAAAUUUCAUAUAUCGAAACAGGAGUUGUUCAGGUACACCAAAGAACAAGUGGCCUUAUCUGUGUACAUCCACUGCUGUUCUAGCCCAGGUUCCCUGGGAACUGCCACUAUUUGAAGGGGACUGUCUCUGGGCCAGGUGCUAAAACACUCUGUGACUGUAGUGCUUAUGAGACUGCUCGGUUUGGUUGACCUCAGAAGUGGUGGAUGACUGUAUGAAAACUUAGUUGCCUUUUCAAAGAGUUAAAUAUAUGGGGCAGUACUAAGGGUAGAAAUAGCCAUGGAAAGUUGGGAUUUCAAUGCCUUGGUACCUUUCAGAUACAUUUGGAGCUCCCUUUUGUUUGCCCUCCUAGGAAAAUAUUCUGACUAUAACCCUGUAAUGGAUUUAUGUUACUUCCAAACAUGGAUUUCCUAGCAGCUGUUUAGCCUCUGGCUGAGUGUCAGACACAUCUUUAAGUUUCAAUUCCUUGUUUCAGACCUUGUCAGAGUUUUAAAGAGGCUGCCAUGUGGAAAAGCCAACCAGAGGCUGCUUUCUGCAUUGAAGGGUCUUGUGUAAUCGAUCCUGUCUGUAAUACUGAGCUUAGACUUGGCAUCUUUUAGUACUUGAUGUGCAUUGGCUACAGUGCCUGUCUCUUAAAAAAACAGCAAUUUCCAACUAGACCUUAAAUUAGUUAAACUAUAUUCAUUUUCUUGCAUUUCUUUCUUUGGAAUCUAAACUGUGUUUUCAACUCAUCAAGUAAGAUUGACAAGAGCAUUUCUCUGGGACAGAGGAGAUUGGAAAUCAAAUGAUAAAUCAUGCAAUUGUCAAUAAACCUCUGUAUUUUGUUA